AUGAUCAGGCCCGAAGGAACGGGGGUGGGGAGCCUGUACCCUCAACUUUCCAGUGAUGGAGAGGUGAUCAGGUCCGAAGCAACGGGGCUGGGGAGCCUGUACCCUCAACUUUCCAGUGAUGGAGAGAUGAUCAGGCCCGAAGGAACGGGGGUGGGGAGCCUGUACCCUCAACUUUCCAGUGAUGGAGAGGUGAUCAGGCCCGAAGGAACGGGGCUGGGAGCCUGUACCCUCAACUUUCCAGUGAUGGAGAGUGAGGGAGAGGUGAUCAGGCCCGAAGGAACGGGGCUGGGGAGCCUGUACCCUCAACUUUCCAGUGAUGGAGAGGUGAUCAGGCCCGAAGCAACGGGGCUGGGGAGCCUGUACCCUCAACUUUCCAGUGAUGGAGAGGUGAUCAGGCCCGAAGCAACGGGGCUGGGAGCCUGUACCCUCAACUUUCCAGUGUGCGACGCUAUUCUCGACGAAGGUGAUUCGGUUUUGACAGAAGAGUUUACCUACGCAUGCGUGUUCAAUACGAUUAUACCGAUUGGGGCGAAGUCCAGCUCGGUAAAGUCUGAUUGUGAUGGGAUGCUGCCGUCCAGUUUGGAGACAGUGUUGUCUAGCUGGGAUGAACAGACUGAUGGCAGAUGUCCUAGGCUUAUGUACUGCUGUCCGUCUGCCGCCAACCCCACGGGAAUCACGUGGUCACUGGCGAGAAAACAAGAGAUCUACAAAAUAGCCAGAACAUAUGGCAUACUCAUUCUUGAAGAUGACCCUUAUUUCCUGAUACAGUUUGCCAAGCCCAGAGUGCCGAGCUUUCUCUCUCUGGAUACUGACGGUCGGGUGAUUAGACUGGACACUUUCACAAAGCUCUUGUCAGCAGGGGCCAGACUUGGCUACAUGAGUAGACCAACAGACCUUCUGGAGAGGAUCACUCGACACAUGGUGACCACCACCUGCCAUCCGGGAAACCUCUCCCAGAUUUUUAUUUUGAAAGUGUUGCAGCACAUGGACCACGAUGGAUUUAUAAAACACGGAAAAAAAGUAGCCGACUUCUACAAACAAAGAGCUCAAACAGCGGUCAGAGUGGCCGAGAAAUAUCUCACUGGACUUGCAGAGUGGGAAGUUCCACAUGGUGGAAUGUUUCUGUGGAUACAUAUGCUAGGAGUACAAGACAGUUCCAAAGUGGUCGCCAUGGCAAUGGAGAGGGGUGCUAUAUUCACUGAUGGGGCAUUCUUCACGUCUGCGCAGAAACCAUCGGAAUACAUCAGGAUGUCAUUCUCUUUGAACAGUGAGGAAGAACUUGAUAAGGCAGUUAAUAUUCUGGCCACAGUUAUCAGAGAAGAGCAACAGCUUUAA
Messenger RNA from Gigantopelta aegis, 1335 nucleotides. Its product is annotated as kynurenine/alpha-aminoadipate aminotransferase, mitochondrial-like. Lineage: Eukaryota; Metazoa; Mollusca; Gastropoda; Neomphalida; Peltospiridae. Bases 1 to 1335 code for a protein of 444 amino acids. The transcript has 9 exons. Gene Ontology annotation, molecular function: pyridoxal phosphate binding; transaminase activity. Gene Ontology annotation, biological process: biosynthetic process. The record is from RefSeq and is a predicted model, not a curated record.